Capsella rubella is the source of this 918-nucleotide messenger RNA. RefSeq lists its product as uncharacterized. The coding region runs from base 1 to 918 and encodes 305 amino acids. The record is from RefSeq and is a predicted model, not a curated record. Lineage: Eukaryota; Viridiplantae; Streptophyta; Magnoliopsida; Brassicales; Brassicaceae. The transcript has 3 exons.
AUGUCCGUGAACAAUCGGGAGGACUACUUCCGUUUCGCCGAGAAGGUUGGCGAGAUGCUCUUUGAGUUUAACAGCUCGGUGGCCCACUACGAAGAGCAACUUUUCGCCAGCCCUUCAGCCACCGAAAUAGGGGUUUUGCAAGCUCGAAUCUCUGACUUAGAGAAGGAGGUGAAGAAGUAUAAGUCGCUGGAGGUCUCCAACCAAGCUGAAGUGGAAAAGGCCGCCAAGUUCAACAAGAAACUCAGAACCGUCGAGCUUGACCUGCAGAUCGCCGAAUCCUCCCUGGAGACUUGUCAAGACAAGCUAAAGCUGGCUGGGGAGCUGUACCUGCAGGCGACCACCGCCGAGACGGAGGCAAAGAAAGAACUCCAGGAGACCAAACUAAGAAAUCAGCUCCUGGAAGUAGGGAACAGCUCCGAGAUGGAAAGGGUGCGAAGAGAAGAGCGGAGGAAAACGCUAGCCGAGUUCUGGGACACGAUCGACAAGAUCGGGUCGCACCUCGAGGAGCAUGACCGCUUACUCCCCCAUGCAAUCCGAGGUGCUGAAAUCACUGCCAACCGGAUGUUGGUGGAAGAGAUCGAGAAGGGCGAGAUUGCCGACUUGAAGGAGGAGCUCGAAACCUUAAAAGCUGACGAGAAGGCUACUCGCCUUGAGGCUGAAAAGGUAAAGGACUUACUGUUUGAUACUGUAUCAUACACUGCUUUACUGGCAGAUACUCCCCCUGAACUCGGGCCUGAUCCCGCUCCUACCCCCCUUAUGAUCGAGGAACCAACUUCAGACCCCCCUGUUGUACCGAACCAGGAACUGGAAGCAACCAGCCGGGCCCCGGGAGUGAUGAGGCUCCUACCCCCCCUUUUGUUUAUCGCUAUUAUUACUUUUGCUUUUGGUUGCUUUUUGCUUGUUUCACGAAUUUCUUAA